Drosophila hydei is the source of this 2815-nucleotide messenger RNA. RefSeq lists its product as uncharacterized. The record is from RefSeq and is a predicted model, not a curated record. NCBI's taxonomy places the organism in Eukaryota, Metazoa, Arthropoda, Insecta, Diptera, Drosophilidae. The coding region runs from base 63 to 2783 and encodes 906 amino acids. The transcript has a single exon.
UUUCUCGUAUAUAUUUCAUAUAACAGCCACAAUUACAAAUAUAUUUUAUAUAAGAGAUCACGAUGCAGGAGGAAUGUCGUGUGAUUGUGAUGCGACAAAUGCCAGAAUUGGUUAAAUUAUUGCUGGAAUCGAACAUGGAGAGCGAUACCUAUACGUAUUGCUUGGAAGUUGCGCUCUGUCGGCUAGAGAACUAUUCCAAGCCUCUAAGCAGCGCGGAGCGUAUCUCACAAAAUCUAACCGACUUUCUGGAUCGCUAUCUGUGCGAGCAGCUGCCGACUAUGGCGCACACAAUCAAAACGCUCUCCAAUGUGAUUAUCGACGAUAUCAGUAUAUCGGAUUGCUUCAAGUUGGGUCUGCUAGACUUUCUGCUAUCCGUUAACUUUAAGGCCUUUCGCUCGGCUCGCAUUCACUACGAGGAGUACAUGGAUCGAAGGAUGAAAAUACUCGAUGAUCUGGCAGUAGCGCAGGGCAACGCCAGUUCAGAAACCAGAAAAGAGUUCAGUUUGGAUUCAUUUAGACAAACGAUGAAUACGAAGCUGCUAAGCAGUUGUGUGUCAACGUCAGAGGAAGACGCUCUCAGGGAGUCCACAGCCAGUUUAAAUACGGUGCACUCGCGAGGAGUCUCUGAGGUGACUUCCACGUUAGCUCGAUCUAGUUCUGGAGAAGUCUGUCCAAAUCCUUUGCAGAAACAGUUUAUCAAGCCAAUCAGCUCCUGCACUUUGGCUCGUUGCAACGAGCUGGGCAGCAAGCGCCUAUUCGUUGUAGCCUUCGGCAGCUACUUGCGUAGAAAGUUCAGCAACGCGACGCAGUGCUUGCAGCAGUACGGCGAGGAUGGCUUUGUCACACGCGAAAUACUGGGCAUGUUCUUUCUGCCGGGCGAUUGUCACUACUUCAACGUUGUCAACCAUUUGAUACAGCUGCGUCCCAAUGUCAUUAGCAAUGCGGAGACAAGCCAAUUGGUUGUUGACAAGUUUUUGAAGCCCCUGCAGUAUAUGCAAAUGAUACAGCUGUAUAUCAAUUGCUGUGAGACGCCCUAUGAUAAUGGCGAAACAAUCGAGACUUUGACCAGUUUGACUGCGGCACUCGGCCGCAUGAUCAAGCCAAUUGUGGAGACGCUCACGGAGUUCGAGCGUAGCUUGUCCAAUGACAAGGAAGGGUUAGGGCUGCUUGACUUUCGACGUGCCACAAAGGCCAGCUUUAAGAGCCUUGAGCUUUUGUGGAGCUUGGCUGCGGCCAGUUACAUCUCCUAUCCGGCUGAGUUUGGCAAUGAGCCGCAUUCACGUAGUCAACACGUCUUGUGCAGCUUGGUCGAGCUGACGGCACAAGCAUUAACCAUCAAGGACCAGGGCAGGCGGGCCUAUUCGGCUGCUUUGCUGUUGCAUGUGCUGCAGGUGCAUUGCCGCUUCCUCGACAAUUGGUGGCGGCUGGGCGAGUUCAACGACUGUCACGAGGAAUUCGUUGCCUACAAAUCGGAGAAGAAUGGACGAACUGAAUAUGUGAUGCGUUCCUUUGCCAAUGGACAGCCCUAUAUGAAAAUCUGUAAGAUAUACAAGAUUAUAAAGCGGCACAUCGAGUCGGCUGGACCAGCACUCGCAGCUCUGUACGAUUCGAAGCGUUUGGCGGAGUUUGUGAUCGAGCAUAAGUCGAUGCUGGAAAUAAAUCUGCAUCAGACAGUUGUGCGAUCCAUGCAUCAACAGCUCAAAUUCUACGAGAUGCCGUCGCAUAAGACAGCCGAGUCCGGCCCUGACAUAUUCUUUCAGCUAAAAUCGACCGAAGAUGAUCAGCUGCGUUGCCUUUACUACGUGUACUACAAGGAGACGACCUUAGAGUUGAAUCAACCGGAAUUCUGCAACAUUGACGAGCUGCUGCAGCGCUGCCAAAGCUGUGUGGCCUACACGCCACUCGUGGAGCUCAUCUGUCGGACACUCGAGCGCUAUCUGGAUCAGCGUGUUCUGCUCUUGAAUCGAUAUGUGGCCUUUUUAAUCAGGGAUCGACUGCAAUUGGGCAAGGUGCUGGAGGAGUUACGCGCUGUCUACUUGCUGUUCAACUUUGAGCAGUUUGCUGAGCAAUAUUCAGAGGCAUUUGGCUACCUGGAAAGUGGAUUGAUUGACAAGUCUGCUCUGCAGCUGCAGGCCAUUAUGAAUGAGUAUAGUUCUACGGCAUUGCAUGGCAGUGGUGCAUUUACUGUGUCGCUGCCCACUGAAAAUAUUGAGCAGCUUUCGCUGGUCUAUAGCGGCGAAGGCAUGUUUGCUAGCAUAAUUACAGAACAGCAGCUCAAAAGCUACAAUGAGGCAUUUCGCAUGCGAUUGCAGUUGCAUGUGACGGUGCAUCGACUGCAGCAGCUGCCACAGCUGAAUGGCGAUCAUGCGGUGGCCGAGUCUCUGUCCCAGCUACAGGCAACAGUGCUGAAAGCCCUGGAAAAGCAAUUCAGAAUGCAGCCACUGAAAAAGGCGGCGGCUCAACUUGAUGAAACGCUGCGACGCAGCGAGAAACAAUCGCAACUGCAGACAGCGCAUCUGGAAUUCGUGCAGCUGAUGACUUCUAGCUUAAAGCUAACUGUCUACCGUUCGCAGCACGAGCUGCACGAACUGCUAACAAUGGCACGCAUCGUCGUCUGUCUGUGGCGACGUGUUGAAUAUAUAUACUUCUACAACAUGACAGCGAACCAGGAGAGCGACUAUGAGGCGCAGUAUGCGCUGCAUAAUAUGGCCUAUCUAAUAUCUGUGACGGCUGCUACGAAAGCCAUGCGCUGUUUGCAUCCGCUCAAGGACAUUGUCAAAUAGUUUUUAUAUUACAAAAAAAGUAAAAUGAACCU